UUCUAGUGUGAGGUUGAUACUAACCAACGAGCCAGCGUGUCAAAGUCUAUUAGUUUUAAUAUAAACUAAAAUCUAUUAGUGAACAUCUCUAUAAGUUUUAAAAAACACGAAUAAAUAUAUAUUUUUUUUUUAUAAAAAUGAAAUACGAACAGUUAAAAUGUCAUCUAAAACUUAUAUUCUGUUCUACCAUGAUGUGCUUCACCCAAUUUCUGAUUGGCUGUUCGUAUUCAUUUUCAUCUACACUUGUGGCACAACUUCGAGAACCUUCGUCAACAAUACAUUUGAGUAUCGAAGAGGAAUCUUGGAUAACAAGUAUUACAAUACUUAUAUGUCCGAUCGGCUUACUCAUAAUUGGAAUACUAACGGACAAAUUCGGUAGACGAAAAACUAUUCAAAUUGUCUACGCACCAAUGGCUUUAAGUUGGCUAAUAAUUACAUUUGCUAACUCUUAUACCACACUAUUAAUUGGAAAAAUUAUACUUGGAAUCCCAUUUGGCGUGAGUACGUGCAUGUUUCUGUACAUUUCCGAAAUAACACCAGCCAACCUGCGACCGUUGUAUAUAACAUUUGUCACCAUGACCGUGGGCCUGGGCAUGAUGGUGGAAUGCAUAUUGGCCAUUUUCUUCCGCUGUCAAACCAUAUCCGGUAUCAUGUUCGCGUUGUGCUUGGUCAAUUUCUUGACGCUAUUCAUGGUGCCGGAACCACCGAUGUGGCUCAGGGCCAAGGGCCGGAUCGCCGACGCGGACGAGGUGGACAGGUGGCUGGAUUUGGGCCACUUGACGAUGGGGACGUCCACCGCGGCGGCGGUGCCAUCGGCUGCUGUGGUCGAACGACCUGCCUUGGCCAUGGCGGUUGACGCCAAUGGGCCCGCGGCCGCAUCGUCACCAUACUGGACGCUGUUCCUGCGGCGCAACGUGUGGAUGCCGACGGUGGUCACUCUGACGUUCUUCGUCUGCCAGCAGGGCAGUGGCGUGUACGUGCUGCUGUUCUACUCGAUGGACGUGCUCCGGGAUUGCAGGGUGCCGUGGGACAGCAACACCGUUUCACUAUUCCUGUCCGUGGCCCGGCUGAUGGGUGGCCUUGGUUUCGCGGCGAUGCAUCGCGUCGCGCGCAGGACGCUCGUCAUGAUUUCCGGUGGAUGUAUGGCCGUCUCACUGCUCAUAGUAGUUGCCUACAUGAAAGCGUUCGCGGGCGUCCAAGACCCGCCUUUCGCAAUGACGCUCAUCGUCGCAUUCAUAAUGUUCAUGUUCUUCGCUCUGCUGGCCAUUCUGCCCAUGCCCUGGAUACUGUGUGGUGAGGUUUUCCCAAUGGCGGUAAAAGGUGUUAUGAAUGGAGUUGUACAGACAUGUGGAUAUAUCAUGUGGUUUAUGAUUUGCAAAAUAUAUCCAUCGCUGAUCUCAAAUUUAGGAGUGGAAAUCGUUUGGUCAAUAUUCGCUUUUUUCUGUAUAUUAAACGUGUUAUUUGCCAUAUUUAUUAUGCCCGAAACCAAAGGGAAAACUCUAGACGAAGUCUUGUUGUAUUUCGAACCUGAGAAGAAAAUUAAGAAAAUCAGCAUCCCGUAAUACUACCAACGUUAAUUAUUUACUUAUGGAAACCGAACAUAUUUAUUACAUUUUUUUGUGGUUGCUUUUACGCAUAGAUAUCGUUUUAUUUAUAUUGAGUUAUUAAUAUUUCUUCUAAUAUUAUAUAAUCUACGUUCAAGAAAUAUUUUCCAAUUGUUUAAUAAUUGUAAAUCAACAUCUUUGACAUUUGCUGUUUAAAAUCUUAAUAGUAAAUCAUUUUAGUUGACUCUAUAAUAUAAUAUUAUCGUUUAUCUAUAGGUACUUAACUCAUUUUUUUAUUACAUAAGCUUACCACAUGGUAUGUACCUUAUAUCAUAUAUAUUCAACUUUUUAUCAAUAGCUAUUAGAAAUACUUAUUUGAGAUGUGAUUUGUUUGUUUGGUAAUUUAACAAAAGGAAACGAUAUUAUAUUAUAUUCAGCGUUAGGAGUAUUACUUAAUUUCCUCUUUAUCUUCUAAUCUCAAUUACUUAAGCUACUAUCAAACACUAUUUAUAAAAAUGUAAUUGUCUUAUUAAUUAGCUGUACAAUUGGAGAGCUUCAAUCAAUAUAAUUUUUCAUUAAGACUGAGACAUGCAUUUCACGGUCAAAGCCCAAAAGUCUGCCAUUGAAGUAUAAUUUACCAGUUAUCGGGGUUUUUCGAUCUUGAUAAAUAUAUUUUUUUAAACUUUUGCAAUUUUCAUCAAACGUAUAAUAUCAACUCUUGUAGUAAAUAGGUAAAUACACAUACUAUAUUAAAAAUAUAUUUUCUUUAUAACAAAUUAUCAAACUAAAUGAUUUAUCUUUAUAUAUUUUAUUAUAACUUUAAAAAAAAAUGUAUAUA
Messenger RNA from Metopolophium dirhodum (rose-grain aphid), 2382 nucleotides. Its product is annotated as facilitated trehalose transporter Tret1-like. Gene Ontology annotation, cellular component: membrane. The transcript has 5 exons. Lineage: Eukaryota; Metazoa; Arthropoda; Insecta; Hemiptera; Aphididae. Gene Ontology annotation, molecular function: transmembrane transporter activity. The coding region runs from base 138 to 1562 and encodes 474 amino acids. Gene Ontology annotation, biological process: transmembrane transport. The record is from RefSeq and is a predicted model, not a curated record.